UGUGAAAGUUGAGAAAUCCACACAAAAUAUAUAAAAGACUACUUUGGUGAUCUAGGCAUAGAUGAAAAGAUAAUAUUAAAAUUAAACAUGAUGAUAAAUCUUAAAAUCCCUUAAAAGGUGAGGAAUACCCUUCUUCAUUAUGGUUAUACCCAAUUUAAUCACUGUUCGUUGUUACAGAAACAGUUGCUGGGAUAAAGGUGAAUGCGCAGAACAGUAAUAACAUGUUGUAUGUAAAUGCUUUGCAUGAUAUUGUCACCAUUAUACCAAAAAAGUAUUCUGUUCCAUGGUUUUUGUGGGAUUUCCUCUUUCAUCGUUCCCAGAAACGUUAUAAAGAAUGCAUUGAUAUUGUUCACCAGUUCAGUGAAAAUAUUAUUCGAGAUAGGCUGAGUGAAGAUGCUGAAACAUUGGAAAAUAAUACUGAUUUACCCUUUUCUGAGUUGCAUGACUCUGAAGUGCGUAGGAAGAACAUGGACUCAUUGGGAUUACUCAUGAAGAAAUUAAGAAAAGAUGAUUUACAAAAUAAUGUGGAUGCCUUAGUGUUUGCGGGUCAUGAUACAACAUAUGCAGCACUUUCAUGGGCCAUCCAGCUACUGGGUGAACACACUGACGUGCAGGAGAAAGUCUAUGAAGAGAUGGUGCAGAUAUUUGACGGAUCUAAUCGAUCCCCCACAAAACAAGACCUUCUGGAAAUGAAGUACUUGGAGAGGGUCAUUAAGGAAACCCUCAGACUGUACCCCAGUGGACCAACUGUUGGAAGGAAGACCAGAAAAGACAUACAGAUAGGAGAAUACACAAUACCAGCAGGGGCUAGCAUUUGGAUCGAGAUAUAUUUUAUCCACCGCAACCCUAAAUACUAUCCACAUCCAGAGGAAUUCAAUCCCGAUAACUUCCUGCCAGAGAGAGUACGUGACCGACAUCCUUACGCAUACCUUCCUUUCAGCGCUGGACCAAGAAACUGCUUGGGUCAGAGAUAUGCCAUUAUGGAAUUGAAGGCAGUGCUGUCUUCUAUUGUACGUAAUUUCAAAAUCAGAAGUCUUAAGGAGACAAAAGACUUAAAUCCGUUGAUGGGAUUGACCAUAACACCACAUGGAGGUGUUAAUAUUGAGCUUACAUUGAGGGAUAACAACAAGGAAAAUAAGUUCACUGAAAACUAAAACUUAAAUUUUUGGAAAUGUAUGUGAAGCUGCAAAGGAAAAUAAACUAAACAUAUUUUACUUCA
This is a messenger RNA of Zootermopsis nevadensis, 1219 nucleotides long. The record is from RefSeq and is a predicted model, not a curated record. NCBI's taxonomy places the organism in Eukaryota, Metazoa, Arthropoda, Insecta, Blattodea, Termopsidae.